Sclerotinia sclerotiorum 1980 UF-70 is the source of this 1206-nucleotide messenger RNA. RefSeq lists its product as hypothetical. Gene Ontology annotation, molecular function: rRNA small subunit aminocarboxypropyltransferase activity. The record is from RefSeq and is a predicted model, not a curated record. Gene Ontology annotation, biological process: maturation of SSU-rRNA. The transcript has a single exon. NCBI's taxonomy places the organism in Eukaryota, Fungi, Ascomycota, Leotiomycetes, Helotiales, Sclerotiniaceae. Bases 1 to 1206 code for a protein of 401 amino acids.
AUGGUCCGACACAAGAAAGAUAAUUUCUCCUCUAGAGGCAAGAAAUAUAGCAACCCUCCCCGAAAUCGAGGUCCGCGUAACAAUUCCGAUGAUGAAUCACAACCCCGCUCCUCUCGUCCCGCUUUCAAAGCUGCAUGUUGGGAUCUCGGUCACUGCGAUCCAAAACGUUGCUCUGGGAAGAAACUGAUGAAGCUCAAUCUUAUGCGGGAGUUACAUGUUGGUCAAAAGCAUCAAGGUGUUAUUAUAUCUCCUAAUGCGAAAGCUACAAUAUCACCGGCCGAUCGCGAAAUCAUGUUGCAAUAUGGUGCGGCAGUGGUAGAAUGUUCAUGGGCUCGCACGUCAGAAGUACCUUGGGCGAAGAUAGGUGGAAAAUGUGAGAGACUGUUGCCGUAUCUCGUAGCGGCAAACUCGGUCAAUUACGGUAAACCUUGGAGGUUAAAUUGUGUGGAGGCUUUGGGAGCUGCAUUCUAUAUAUGCGGAUUUGAGGAUUGGGCGGAGCAAAUUUUAGAGCCUUUCAACUACGGUCGAUCAUUUCUGGAUAUCAAUUCUAGCCUUUUAAAACGAUAUGCAGCAUGCAAAGAUGAAGAAGAGAUAAAAAAGGCCCAGGAAGUCUGGAUGGAGAAAUUGGAGAGGGAAUAUAAAGAGAGUAGAGAGGGUGGUCCAGAUGGUGAAGAUGAUAUUUGGAAGAGUGGAAACACGAAUCAUAGAUUACCUGAAAGUUCAGAUGAUGAUGAUGAUGAAGAUGAAGAAGAUGAAGAGGGAAAAGACAGUGGUGAAGAAGUCGAUGGAAUAUAUCUCGGUAAAGAACAACCAAAAAAGAAACCACAGGUUGAUGACGAUGAGGAUGAUGAGGAUGAGGAAGAAGAUAAGGAUCCAUUUGCUAUCUCCGAUGAUGAGGAUGAUGAAGAAGAAAUGGCAGAACUCCGUCGGCGAGUCCUCGCUUCUAAACCCUUUUCAAAUCCACAGACCACAAAUCAAAAAGCAGCUCCAGAAAAGAUCUCAAGGCCUGUGCCAUUAAAAGAAGACUCUGAGGUUGAAGCGGAUUCGGAUAAUGGAGAAGAUGAUGAGUUUGAUAACAUCAUUGAUGCCACUCCUGUCACAGACAGAACUGGUAUAAUGGCAAAAGAGAAAGCCAAGGCCGUGAAUCCAACGAUUGCUAGUGCUACAUUUUCUAGGACAGUAGUUGGUGCACCUAAAAAGUGGUAG